GAGAGGGACAUAAUGAUGGUGGUGAAACCGUGAAGAUAGAAAUAACCUCAACGAGCUGAAAGUGAAAGUAGAGAUUCCGUUCGUUCUGUCUGGAUAUUGAAACGGAAACUGCUGGGCUGCUACAGUUAAACUAACACCAUGGCUGUUCCUAAUGUUGGACGUGGUGAUGAUGGCAUUAGAGUAACCAAUGGUCUGCAACAUUUACAGGACUUAGCAAACCGAAUGAAAGCUAUAGAGUUUCCCUUCCAAGACAAGGAUAUUGAUAUUGUUGGAAAUGUGACUGAAGCAAUCAAACAAUUGGAUGAAGAGCGCUCUGGAGUUCACCUGAUCCUUGAGACAGAGACUAUCAACUCCAGUAUUCUACGACAUCAGUUGCAGUUUUUCCCAGCAAGCAUCCACAGUGAAAUCAGUUCAGCUGUAGAGUCAGCAAGGCAGUCCAAUGCGGAGGAACUUAAAGCAUUACAGGAUCAACUGAAAUCUCUCAAUGAAGAUAUUGGAUUCCUUGAUGAUAAGCAAAGAAAACUCAACAAGCAGAAUGCUAUAUUACAUCCUGAACGUGAUAUGGUUCGAACACAACAUGAAGAAGUCAUUUCUCAAUUAAAUCAACGUAUGGCAGACAAAGCAAGCAAGCAGAUAACCUUGAAUGAAACUAGAGAUGAACUACGAGAUACUAACCAGAAGAUCGUGGACCUAGAAACAGGAAUUAUGAUUCUGAAGGAGGAUAUGAUUCAAGAGAGAGCUGAUGCAAGAAGAGAAAAGAAACAUUUAAAGCAAUGUGUGCAUGAUACAACAAAGAAGACCAAAAGGCAAAAAGAAACAAACAUAGCCAAAAAGAAAGAGUUGGAUGUACUUCAAGAGGAGCUGGUCAUCAGCGAAAAUGAUCUGUCUGACAUCAGAAAGAUUAUUCGUAGACAUGAGGCCAACAAAGCAAGAUAUGAGAACCAGGAAAUAACCUUUCAAGAUCAACUAGAUCGAGAAAACAAGGAAAAUGCUGACUUAAAAGAAAAAGGGAUUGAGCUUGGGCAGCAUUUACUGCAGAUGGAGAAACAACACCUCUUGAAGAAAGCUCAAUUGGAGCAGACAUUAAUGGAGCUUGACAUUGAAAUAACCCAAACCAAUGAUGAUUAUGACAGACUGGAAGGACAGUGGGAUACACUUAAGGAAGAUAUUGCAGUAGCAACAGAGAAUCGUGAGAUGGAUAGCACAAAAGUGAAUGACCUUGAUACAGUACUGCAAAACAAGAAGGAAGAUCUAACCAAGAAAGCUAACGAAACGGCUCGCAUGAAACAAGAAAAUGAUGAGAUGGAACUUCGCAUGAAACAGCUUGAAGAAAACCAUCAAGUGACUGUUCAGUUACUGGGCAAACAGAUCACUGAUUUCAGGAGUAUCCUGACAAGGGAGCGGAAGGAGCGUUUUGAUCUUCAGGAGAAACGAGACAAGUUGACUCGGGAAAUCGAUGACUUCAAACUGGCAUUCAGCAAGUUUAUGUUUGAUAUGAAUCUGAGAAUAAAUAAAGCCAAACAGGAACAGACGGAUCUGUCAAAUGAAGGAGUUCAGCUACAGAAAGAGCUUCAGUCCGAUUCUGCUGCUACUCAGCAAUUACAGAGCGAGUUAAAACAAAUGAAAGAGAAGUUUACUAAAAUGAAGAACAAGUUGGAUGACUCCAUUAAGCAUUUACAGAAAACACAGGAAGGUCUUGAAAAAGAUCGAUCUGAAAAAACGCAUCAAAUUGAAGAAAGUACCCCUGGUUAUGAUGAACUGGAAAAGCUGUUUGACGAGAAGACAAAGGAGUAUGAAGCUAAGAAGAAGAGUGUUGUCCAAUUGAAGAACCAGAGGAGCAGUUUGGAAGAUGCAGCGGCCAGAGGUAAAAAGGAGAUAGUCAAACUCAGCAAUCCAUCGCCUCUUGGAAAGAAGAGUUCUACAACCUUGGCACCACAGGUGGUACUACGGCAGGAACUGAAACAGCAAAGAACAAGAGCACUGUCUAAGAUGAAGGAGCAAGCCAAGGAGCUAGAAAGGAUUGAAGAAGACAUCUACCAAGCAGGCAGGAAACUCAAUACAGUCAUUAUGGAAAAUCAGAAAUUCCAAGUAGGUAUCAGCAAACUGGAUGAAGAUUGUAAAUCUAUUGGACAUCAGAGUGACGUAAACCUCGUGUUGAAGGACUCUCUUCAAGAUAAACUUGUACUUCAAAGAGAUAAACUUGUUGCUGGAUGGCAAAGAGAGAAAAGUAUGCAGAAAGAUUCUUCAGAUCGUGAUCGUUUACUACUGGAUGAUAUUACUGAAUUACAGGAACGCACUGACAACAGAGAGCAAAAAAUAGCUGAAAUUACGGAGAAACUUCAUCAUGAGUUAGUGCUGCUUGCUCAGUUCCUCAGUAAUGUAGCACAGAGGAGACCACAAAAUACGAGACAUGGACAGAAGCCUCCCCCUACACCCAGACCACCUACAGUAUUGAAAGACUAUCUGGAAUCCUACACCAAACCAGGUCACCCAUUGCAUUGAAGUACUAUCAUAAACCCAUCUAGAUGACCCACUGAUUUUGAGGACUAUCUGGAAUCAUACAGCAAACCAGGUCACCCAUUGCAUUGAAGAACUAUCAUAAACCCAUCUAGAUGACCCACUGACAUUGAGGACUAUCUGGAAUCCUACACCAAACCAGGUCACCCAUUGCAUUGAAGUACUAUCCUAAACCCAUCUAGAUGACCCACUGACAUUGAGGACUAUCUGGAAUCCUACACCAAACCAGGUCACCCAUUGCAUUGAAGUACUAUCAUAAACCCAUCUAGAUGACCCACUGACAUUGAGGACUAUCUGGAAUCCUACACCAAACCAGGUCACCCAUUGCAUUGAAGUAGUAUCCUAAACCCAUCUAGAUGACCCACUGACAUUGAGGACUAUCUGGAAUCCUACACCUAACCAGGUCACCGAUUGCAUUGAAGUACUAUCCCAAACCCAUCUAGAUGACCCACUGACAUUGAGGACUAUCUGGAAUCCUACACCAAACCAGGUCACCCAUUGCAUUGAAGUACUAUCCUAAACCCAUCUAGAUGACCCACGGACUUUGAGGACUAUCUGGAAUCCUACAGCAAACCAGGUCACCCAUUGCCUUGAAGUACUAUCCCAAACCCAUCUAGAUGACCCACUGACAUUGAGGACUAUCUGGAAUCCUACACCAAACCAGGUCACCCAUUGCAUUGAAGUACUAUCAUAAACCCAUCUAGAUGACCCACUGACAUUGAGGACUAUCUGGAAUCCUACACCAAACCAGGUCACCCAUUGCAUUGAAGUAGUAUCCUAAACCCAUCUAGAUGACCCACUGACAUUGAGGACUAUCUGGAAUCCUACACCUAACCAGGUCACCGAUUGCAUUGAAGUACUAUCCCAAACCCAUCUAGAUGACCCACUGACAUUGAGGACUAUCUGGAAUCCUACACCAAACCAGGUCACCCAUUGCAUUGAAGUACUAUCCUAAACCCAUCUAGAUGACCCACGGACUUUGAGGACUAUCUGGAAUCCUACAGCAAACCAGGUCACCCAUUGCCUUGAAGUACUAUCCCAAACCCAUCCAGACAACCCACUGGCUUUGAGGACUAUCUGGAAUCCUACACCUAACCAGGCCAACCAUUGUAUUGAAGUACUAUCCCAAACCCAUCUAGAUGACCCACUGGCUCUUGAGGACUAUCUGGAAUCCUACAGUAAACCAGGUCACCGAUUGCAUUGAAGUACUAUCCCAAACCCAUCUAGAUGACCCACUGGCUUUGAGGACUAUCUGGAGUCCUACAGCAAACCAGGUCACCGAUUGCAUAGAAGUACUAUCCUAAACCCAUCUAGAUGACCCACUGGCAUUGAGGACUAUCUGGAAUCCUGCACUGAACCAGGUCACCCAUUGCAUUGAAGUACUAUCCUAAACCCAUC
This is a messenger RNA of Asterias rubens (European starfish), 3915 nucleotides long. Its product is annotated as desmoplakin-like. The coding region runs from base 139 to 2502 and encodes 787 amino acids. The transcript is spliced from 23 exons. Lineage: Eukaryota; Metazoa; Echinodermata; Asteroidea; Forcipulatida; Asteriidae. The record is from RefSeq and is a predicted model, not a curated record.